Molecule: messenger RNA, 3359 nt
Organism: Hordeum vulgare subsp. vulgare (domesticated barley)
Lineage: Eukaryota; Viridiplantae; Streptophyta; Magnoliopsida; Poales; Poaceae
Product: probable E3 ubiquitin-protein ligase RZFP34
Exons: 11
Coding region: 1941-2840 (299 amino acids)
Biological process (GO): ubiquitin-dependent protein catabolic process; protein ubiquitination
Cellular component (GO): nucleus
Molecular function (GO): ubiquitin protein ligase activity; zinc ion binding
Source: RefSeq, a predicted model, not a curated record
AUAAGGGCGAAAAACCCCCAAUGCCAGGUCCGCGUCACCCGAAUCCUCUGGAAACCGUGUGCCCACAGAAUCCGUUUAAACACCUCCCCCAUAAGCUUCCAAUCCGAACAAAUCACCCUCUCAGCUUACGGCACUCCUAAUCCUAAAAAACUCUCGCAGUAUUCCUCCCGUCCCGACCCACUCUCCGUUCCCCCCCAAAUCCACUGGAACGCGCUACAGGAUUCAGCCGCGAUCCGAUCGCCGAAGCGACCGCGCAGCGCCGUCCCGCCCGCUCGAUUCGGUCGCGUGUGCGCUAGGAAGUUCGUCCGCCACGCGCCUCGCGGUUUUGUGUUCGUUUUCUCGUUCGGUUACCGCUUUCAAUCUUAGGCUACUAGCUCGAUCGAUCUCUGUAGGUAUGUAUGUGUGUUCUUCUGAUUGCUUGCGCCUGCGCGUGGAUGAUGCAUGACUAACUGCAUGGUUUUGGUUAUGCUGAUUGAUUGCUUGAUUUUGUUGUGCUGGCUACUUUUCCUGAUUCGGUUUAACCCUUCUCGUCAAUCGGUUCGUUGACUGCUGCUUGAUGUUAUUGUUCAUUCAAAUUAGGUGAUGUGCGUCCCCACAAUUCGUUUCAAGUUCGCUUUAAAGUUCGAAACCGUGAACAUAUGCGCUGGAAUGCCUGUAUGCGGGGUUUGGGUUGCGUUUCAUCUUCCUAGGUACGAUGUGUUUCGGUCUAUUUGCUGGCCACAGCUAUUUGGGCGUGUGGGGUCAUGUCCUUCUUCAUCAAAUCUUGCGCUCUUCUGGCUAAUCUAAACUGUCAUGGACGCUGGGACACUGCAUUUUGCUUCCUCUCCAUAUGCCUGAAACGCUGUCCUGUUUUGGUUCCUCAUUCAACUCUCGUUGUGCCAAAGGCAGAAACAGAAUUUUGUUUUCGUUCACCAAUCAAAGAAAACUAUGGACAUUCUUGUAACAACUUGUUGAGGGCACACUCUCGAAAGAAAAGAAAAAAAAAACAAGGCUGAGGGCAAACUAUCACUUUUCUAGACAAGUUAAGUUAAAAAGAGAGUGUGUUCGGAAGGGCAGCAACUCGCAGACUACUUGUUGCAUGCAGAAUUGGUUACUAAUUUUCUUUACUGCUUUUGGCACAGAGUUGGGGGAAGUGACUUCACUUAUGCAGGUUCUUUCAAUGAUGCUGCUUCACUAGUUAUCCAGACGAUCCCUAUUCAGUAGGAAAUUGUAGAUAGGUUACAUUUCAGGUACAACCCACUGAAGUCUUAAUUAGGACGCUGGCUUUCUCAAGAUGUUCUUGAUUGGAGAAUUAGAGCAAGUUUAGUUUAUUUGUGGAUAUCACGCGACCUUAAACCAGUGUUUGGACAAGUUUCUUCCGUUGAAGAUGAAGCCGGUGUCUGCUGGAGGUAGGCUCCCUUGUAAUUUGACUUCUUACGGAACCUUUCAGUUCGAUAAAAAUAUUCACCGACGAUACUAGCUAACACGUCGAAACCUUUUCAUGAAACCAUCCCAUCCCCUUCCCUUUUUGUUUCCUGGCAUUUGAUGCUAUUGCAUGUUCCUCUUGCCAGACAACGGGGAGAGCCAGCACCACGGUAAAACUGAUGCAGACGGAUUACUGUGUACAAAUUGCUUGGGAAUUCUUCUCUGGAUGGAUAUCAGUUGUGUAAUUUGUUUUCUCACAGCUCACAAUCCAGCUAGUGUAUUCUAGCUGUGAUUGUUUGGUGAUCAAACUAUGAGGUUUUUGCUGAUUGGAGCUGUCCGGAGUUGCUUUGGUCUUGUGUUGAUAUGCCUGGUCUUCAGCAGUAUACAGCAACCAGAACCACAUGCAGUGGUUUCCUCCAUAUUUAGGACCUGUGACUGCAUUCUGUAUUGAGAGCCAUCCUGCUAAAUGCAUAAUACUUGCAGGUAUUUGUGUUGUGCUUGCAAGGCGAUAGCUUUUGCACUACCAAACAGCCGACAUGGGUGCCGUGCAGCUUGAGUCUGUUGCUGCUCAGCAUGCACACGCUAAGCUAAAUAUGGAUUCACUUCCUCAAGGCCCUUCGUUGUUUGAUGGAAAUGACACAGCCAGGGUCAAUGGUUCUAACUCUGAUGAGUAUGAAAGAUUUGAGAAGGGAUUAAUGGAGUAUGGAUGUGCACAUUACCGAAGAAGAUGCCGCAUACGAGCACCUUGCUGCAAUGACAUUUUUGAUUGCCGGCACUGCCACAAUGAAUCAAAGAAUUCGAUUAGAAUUGAUACUCCUAGGCGACAUGAACUUCCACGCCAUGAACUGCAGCAGGUCAUAUGCUCAUUGUGUGGCACUGAACAAGAGGUACGACAAAUAUGCAUCAGCUGUGGUGUAUGCAUGGGGAAGUAUUUCUGUGAAGUGUGCAAGCUCUUUGAUGAUGAUGUCUCAAAACAGCAGUAUCACUGCCAUGGUUGUGGAAUAUGCAGAAUUGGUGGCAGGGAGAAUUUCUUUCACUGCUCAAAAUGUGGAUGUUGUUAUUCUACUGUUUUGAAGAACAGUCAUGCAUGUGUUGAAGGAGCCAUGCAUCAUGACUGUCCAAUCUGCUUCGAGUACUUGUUUGAGUCGAGAAAUGAUGUCUCUGUUCUGCCGUGUGGUCAUACAAUUCAUGAAAAAUGCUUGAAAGAAAUGAAGGAGCAUUGCCAAUUCGCAUGCCCGCUCUGCUCCAAGUCGGUGUGUGACAUGUCAAAGGCAUGGGAAAGACUGGAUGCAGAACUAGCGACUCUGUCAAACUCCUUCGACGAUAAGAUGGUUCGCAUAUUGUGCAAUGAUUGCGGGGCGGUAUCAGAGGUGCAGUUUCACUUAAUUGCACAUAAGUGCCAUAGUUGCAAGUCAUACAACACCCGGCAAAUUUGAAGUAGUGAGCCAUGGAGGGACUCUACGUUCUUCCUAGAAGUUGGCGAGCGCGCUCCAGCAGUGGAAAUCGAUUCAUCUACGUGAUGUUUUCCACGAAGGCAGAUCACUGGACAGUUUAUCUGCAUCCUCCGCAGUUAGCUGCUGCCUUUUGGUUGUCCUUCAUUUGUUUCUGCAUGGUCUCCUUUUGUUCAGUGUGUAACAGCUUCCGCGUGACCGAUCAAGCCUUGCAUAUUUUAGCACAACGCGGCAUCUGGUAGAAUUGUGUUCUACUCCCUCCAUCUCAAAGUAAGUGACUCAAAAAUGACUCUUCUCUUGAGUCAUUUUUGAGUCACUUAUUUUGGGACGGAGGAAGUACUCGAUUGGUAUCAUUUCCAGCAUUGGUCAGGACUGCAACCUAUAGGAUCACCACUCUGGCGAGUCUUGCUGCGUGCAUGCAGCAGGCUGUGUGGCAUAGGGUUUAUGGUUGCAAAAUUUCUUGAUUCUCAAUUUAAAUGUCAGGAUUACCAAGUUGGGCUGCAA